UAAAUUUUGGUGAAUCACGAAUCAGAAAAGAGCAGGUUGGGAGGCUUGGUCUUCUGGUGUCGGUGACUGAGAUGGACUUGCCAUCGAACCUCCAUGGACGCUGAAUAAAAUACACAUCAAACAACCCAGAAGAGAUCUUAUUGUCCUUGUUUCUUCAACCCCAAAUUGUUACUAUUUUUUUCUUCAUUUUCCCUGUCAAUUUCCUCUCUGCUGCUGAAGCCAAAAGCCAGAGUCUUUGGAGUCGGAAAAUAAAGCUCAACAAUUUUGAACGAAUCAUCCAACCAAUCCACCUUUCGACGUCCCAACCACCACCUUUACCAGAUUGCUAAAGAACCCAUCUGCCUUCUUGGGGUCAUAUCCUUCAGGACCCUUCCACGUUUGCUGGGUUGCUGAUUUUGCAGCUGAAGAAAGAGAAGGAUUGGGGAAAAAAAAAUAUGAGAUUUUGGAAGCUGGGUUUUGCUGGGUUUCUUGUUGCUGCCUUUGUGGUGGGGUUUGGUUCAGGGGAGCAUGCCCGCACUGAGAGAAUUUCAGGUAGUGCUGGUGAUGUUUUGGACGAUGACCCAGUAGGAAGGUUGAAAGUUUUUGUGUAUGAGCUUCCAAGCAAAUACAACAAGAAGAUUCUUCAGAAGGAUCCCAGAUGCCUCAACCAUAUGUUUGCAGCUGAGAUCUUUAUGCAUCGGUUUCUCCUGUCUAGCCCCGUCCGAACCCUUAAUCCUGAAGAAGCAGAUUGGUUUUAUACUCCUGUUUACACCACUUGUGACCUGACCCCCAAUGGCCUUCCUUUGCCUUUUAAGUCACCACGGAUGAUGAGGAGUGCAAUACAACUCAUUUCUUCGAAUUGGCCUUACUGGAACCGGACAGAAGGUGCUGAUCACUUUUUUGUAGUGCCUCAUGACUUUGGAGCAUGUUUUCAUUAUCAGGAAGAGAAGGCGAUUGAAAGAGGAAUUCUUCGCAUGCUCCAACGUGCAACUUUGGUUCAGACUUUUGGGCAAAAGAAUCAUGUUUGCUUGAAAGAGGGCUCAAUAACAGUUCCUCCUUAUGCUCCUCCACAGAAGAUGCAAACCCACCUAAUUCCUGAGAAAACUCCUAGGUCCAUCUUUGUUUACUUCCGAGGAUUAUUUUAUGAUGUGGGAAAUGACCCAGAAGGUGGUUAUUAUGCAAGAGGUGCACGAGCAGCGGUGUGGGAGAACUUCAAAGACAAUCCGCUUUUUGACAUGUCUACCGAGCACCCCACCACAUACUAUGAGGACAUGCAACGAGCAGUCUUUUGUUUAUGCCCUCUCGGCUGGGCUCCUUGGAGUCCAAGAUUGGUUGAAGCAGUGAUUUUUGGCUGCAUUCCUGUUAUCAUAGCAGACGACAUUGUUCUACCCUUUGCCGAUGCCAUCCCUUGGGAAGAGAUUGGUGUGUUUGUAGAUGAGAAUGAUGUCCCCAACUUGGACACCAUACUCACUUCCAUCCCACCUGAACUGAUACUGAGAAAGCAGAGAUUGCUCGCUAACCCUUCAAUGAAGCAAGCCAUGUUAUUCCCACAACCUGCCGAAGCAGGAGAUGCUUUCCAUCAAGUUCUCAACGGACUUGCGCGCAAGUUGCCGCACGGCCCUGAUGUUUUCUUGAAGCCGGGUGAGAAGAUCCUGAACUGGACCGCAGGGCCAGUGGGCGACCUGAAACCAUGGUAGCCACUCUGACUUUUUACCUCCUCUUCAGCCAAGCCUCCAAAUUUUACUGUAGUAAUUUUGUUAUAGUUGAGAUGCCGAUUUUCAUGACUGUAAAAAUUUGGAUUUCGUGAAAAGGUAUCAGAUUAUUGUACACUUUUCUUUUGUAGCGUGACUUGGAUUGUUAUAAUUUCAUUGAAAGCAUGAUGGUGAUUGUUCCAUCGUUUCA
Pyrus x bretschneideri (Chinese white pear) is the source of this 1881-nucleotide messenger RNA. Its product is annotated as probable beta-1,4-xylosyltransferase IRX10L. The record is from RefSeq and is a predicted model, not a curated record. Bases 435 to 1676 code for a protein of 413 amino acids. Gene Ontology annotation, biological process: glucuronoxylan biosynthetic process; plant-type secondary cell wall biogenesis. The transcript is spliced from 4 exons. Gene Ontology annotation, molecular function: 1,4-beta-D-xylan synthase activity; glucuronoxylan glucuronosyltransferase activity. Lineage: Eukaryota; Viridiplantae; Streptophyta; Magnoliopsida; Rosales; Rosaceae.